AUGAAUGGAAAGCAGACGCUUGGCAUCGAAGACCACAGUGUUACGGGGGUUCAUGGCGACCUGGUUCUUGGCGGCACCUACGACAAGAAAGCUGCUCAUGAUCCUCAGUGUCGAUUCGGUACGUCCCGAAACUCGGACAUAUCACUGCAGGAGAAUCACCCCAGCAUUGCUAGGUCUUCAGCAGCACAGAUGGAGCAAAGGCACUGUAGACACUGCAAGGGCGUCCCCAGAGCAGAAAACAGGACACGCACUCGCGAAUCAGCUUGUAAUACAAUCGCAACGUCUGUUUUUCCGAAGGCAGUCAGACUGAACAAUAUCUUAGACUCCGCAUCAUCUUCGCCUGCUGGAGGAACCGCCGCGGGGAUGAAGGUGGGCAAACGCCUCCACAGCCUUUUGGAGAAACGCAUAGAAAUACCUCCACCAGCCCCGCGGGGACAACACGACUCAGACCUCACCUAUCGACCGGGAACUUGGCCGAAGGACAUAAAGUCAGCCAAGAACCCAACCCAAUCAAUCGAGAGUAAUGCUUCUCUGGAGAGCUGCAUCCUCCAGCAAGGAGGGCUGGGCACUUUCUCGGCAAUUCUGGGCAUUGCGGGCGGCUCUCUAGCACAAUUUCUUGGCUACGACUCUAGCCGACGACACCUCAUCAAUUCGCGAUUCGUGAUUUAA
Messenger RNA from Colletotrichum lupini, 669 nucleotides. RefSeq lists its product as uncharacterized. NCBI's taxonomy places the organism in Eukaryota, Fungi, Ascomycota, Sordariomycetes, Glomerellales, Glomerellaceae. The coding region runs from base 1 to 669 and encodes 222 amino acids. The record is from RefSeq and is a predicted model, not a curated record. The transcript has 8 exons.